AUGGUCCAUCUUGCUCAGGUUAAGCGCGACAGUGAUGUCGAGAAGACCGCUCAACAGGUCGGCUCCAUCCAGCUGGACUCUGCUGAGGACGAUGCCUUUUACUCCAGCGUCUACGGCACUCGUUUUGCUACGGAGCAGCUCCCCUCGACUGAGAUGCCGGAGCGGGAGAUGCCCCGUGAGGUGGCCUACCGUAUGAUCAAGGAUGAGCUCAGUCUGGAUGGUAACCCCAUGCUCAACCUUGCGAGUUUCGUGACAACCUACAUGGAAGAGGAAGUUGAGAAGCUCAUGACCGAGUCCUUCAGCAAGAACUUCAUCGACUACGAGGAAUACCCCCAAUCCGCUGAGAUCCAGAACCGCUGUGUGAACAUGAUCGCCCGUCUGUUCAACGCUCCCACCGACAGUGAUGACGAACACCCCAUGGGUACCUCUACCAUCGGUUCAUCCGAGGCCAUCAUGCUGGGCACCUUGGCCAUGAAGAGACGGUGGCAGAACAAGCGCAGGGCGGAGGGCAAGGAUGCCUCCAAGCCCAACAUUGUCAUGAACAGUGCCGUCCAGGUGUGCUGGGAGAAGGCCGCCCGCUACUUCGAUGUUGAGGAGCGCUACGUCUACUGCACGGAAGACCGCUACGUCAUUGAUCCCAAGCAGGCCGUGGACCUGGUGGACGAGAACACCAUUGGUAUCUGUGCCAUCCUGGGCACCACCUACACCGGUGAGUACGAGGACGUCAAGGCCAUCAACGACCUCCUUGUCGAGCGGGGCAUUGACUGCCCCAUCCACGUCGAUGCCGCCAGUGGUGGUUUCGUCGCUCCCUUCGUUGCCCCCAACCUGGAGUGGGACUUCCGUCUGUCCAAGGUGGUGUCCAUCAACGUGUCUGGUCACAAGUACGGGUUGGUGUACCCCGGUGUUGGUUGGGUUGUCUGGCGCUCGCCCGAGUACCUGCCCAAGGAGCUGAUCUUCAACAUCAACUACCUGGGAGCCGAGCAGGCCAGCUUCACGCUGAACUUCUCCAAGGGCGCGUCGCAGGUCAUUGGACAGUACUACCAGAUGAUCCGACUGGGCAAGCGGGGCUACCGGUCGAUCAUGACGAACAUCACACGCACUGCCGACUACUUAGCCGACCAGCUGGAGCAGCUGGGCUUUGUGAUCAUGAGCGAGCGUCGCGGCAAGGGCCUGCCGCUGGUGGCGUUCCGGCUGCCGGCGGACCGCGACUCGGAGCAGUUUGACGAGUUUGCGCUGGCGCACCAGCUGCGUGAGCGUGGGUGGAUCGUCCCGGCCUACACGAUGGCGCCCAACAGCAACUCGCUGAAGCUGAUGCGGGUGGUGGUGCGCGAGGACUUUAGCAAGAACCGGUGCGAUGCGCUGCUGGCGGACAUUAAGCUGGCCUUGAAGACGCUCAGCGACAUGGACAAGGCGAUGUUGGAGCGGUACACUCAUCAUGUCCGGGUGCACUCGACCAACUCGCACAAGUCUAAGCAUGUGCACCCUCACUACAAGAACGAGAGCCAUUCCUUGCAGGGCAAGCAUGGCAAGACCCACGGUGUGUGUUAA
Aspergillus niger is the source of this 1548-nucleotide messenger RNA. RefSeq lists its product as uncharacterized. The transcript is spliced from 4 exons. The record is from RefSeq and is a predicted model, not a curated record. Gene Ontology annotation, cellular component: cytosol. Gene Ontology annotation, biological process: L-glutamate catabolic process. Gene Ontology annotation, molecular function: pyridoxal phosphate binding; glutamate decarboxylase activity. NCBI's taxonomy places the organism in Eukaryota, Fungi, Ascomycota, Eurotiomycetes, Eurotiales, Aspergillaceae. The coding region runs from base 1 to 1548 and encodes 515 amino acids.